Vitis vinifera (wine grape) is the source of this 1521-nucleotide messenger RNA. RefSeq lists its product as uncharacterized. The coding region runs from base 191 to 1189 and encodes 332 amino acids. The record is from RefSeq and is a predicted model, not a curated record. The transcript has 7 exons. NCBI's taxonomy places the organism in Eukaryota, Viridiplantae, Streptophyta, Magnoliopsida, Vitales, Vitaceae.
GUAAAUUAUCCUCAAAAUCAUUAAAAAUAUUUUUCAAUAUAUAGACAACUUAAUUUCUUUAGCCUUAAAUGAAAGAUUUUUUUUCCCCAAAAUAACAAAAAAACCUCUAUCAAUCUCCAAUUGUAGAAGAUUUCUGACCCAACUGCAGUAGAGUUCAACUUUCUCACCGCCAUUCUGAGGAGACAGCAAAAUGAGCAAGAAGAGAGUGUUGGUGGUGGGAGGCACUGGCUAUUUGGGUCAGCAUCUCCUACAAGGUUUUUCAGAGAUCCAAGGCCAUCCGUUCGAUUUGGCCUUUACCCACCACUCCACUCCUCCUCAGCCCUUGGUACAUGCCAUUCCUCACUCGCGGGCUUUUCAUGUUAAUUUACAGUCUGGGGAAGGGUUCGAAGCCAUCUCACGCUCAUUUGGCCAGCCUCAUGUAGUCGUGAAUUGUGCCGCAAUAUCCGUACCACGAUCCUGUGAGAUGGAUCCCGCUGCUGCUAUGUCCAUUAAUGUUCCUUCUUCUCUUGUAAAGUGGUUAUUGAGCUUUGAAGAGAGUAAUACUCUUCUUAUUCAUCUAUCAACUGAUCAAGUUUAUGAAGGGGUAAAGUCCUUCUACAAAGAAGAGGAUGAAACAGUUCCUGUGAAUGUUUAUGGAAAAUCAAAAGUGGCAGCAGAGCAGUUUAUUUCCACAAAUUUCUCAAAUUAUGCAAUUUUGAGAAGCAGCAUCAUCAUUGGGCCACAGGCUAUAUCACCUGUUCCGAAGUCACUUCCAAUUCAGUGGAUUGAUGGUGUCCUCUCUAGGGGGGAUAAGAUGGACUUCUUUUAUGAUGAGUUUCGCUGCCCAGUUUAUGUCAAAGAUGUGGUGGCUAUCAUACUAGCUUUAACAACCGGAUGGAUAGCAGAGGGUAAGCAAAUGAAGUUGAUCCUCAAUGCUGGUGGACCAGACAGGGUUUCCCGAGCUCAAAUAGCUGAGACUGUAGCAGAUGUUAGAGGAUAUGACACCUCAUUAAUCAAACCAGUGUCUGCAUCAUCAAACGGCCUGCUUGGCUCCUCAGCCAAUCCUGGGCAUUUAACUGCCAGGUCAUUCUCUUGGAUGAGUAUCACCUUAGAUGCUGGCUUCGAUAAAUUUCAAUUGAUAUGCUUUCUUCUUUUUCAUAUUUGGUUGACCGUGGCGUUAAGUCCCCAGUUGACAUAUCCAUGGAUAUAACUGAACUGAUUCAGACACUUCAUAUCUCACCUACUUCCUUGAGAGUAGGUGUUCAGCUCACACUGGAAAGUCAGGCCAGUUCUUGAUUUUAGAUGUUCUUUCCGUAAAUUGUUGUUUAAUGCAUGAUAGCUUGUUGCCCAUUGGGGUAUAAGAUGGAUUCCAAAACCUGAUUAUUUUGUUUGAUUGUGUUGGGUACUGAGGAAAAAUAAAUCCAGGAAAUGCUUCCAGAAAAACAGCCAUUACUUCUGUUCUGUGUGCUAUUGUUGUAAACAAAUUCUACAGUCGUGAAACAUAUGAAAAUAACCAUUUUUAUGGAAUUCAAUUUAUGAGAA